Molecule: messenger RNA, 2734 nt
Organism: Cucurbita pepo subsp. pepo (vegetable marrow)
Lineage: Eukaryota; Viridiplantae; Streptophyta; Magnoliopsida; Cucurbitales; Cucurbitaceae
Source: RefSeq, a predicted model, not a curated record
UCCAAGCCGUAAAAAAAUGGCGAAAUCCACGUUCUCUCUGCGUCACCACCAUUACUCUCAUCUCCUCCAUUAUACUUCUUCUUCUUCUUCUUCUUCUUCUUACUUGAGCAAGCGGAAAGAGCUUCACAAAGCCAAUCACAGACUAUGACACUACUGAAUCCAUUCCAAAGCAACCCACAAGAGUGAGUAGCUUGGAGAAAUCAUGGGAGUUCAUCGUACCCUUUACAAAUCUUGUAAAUUGCUGCCACCCCUUUGUGUUUUUUUGAAUCUUUUCUUUGUUUUCGUAUCUGGGUUUGGAUCAAUGGCUCCUAUUUCAGCUGCAUUUGGCCCAGAUGGAUUCUUCUGCGCUAUUGAUGCCAGUGGCAAACAGGAAGUUAUUUGUUGGGGUAAGAAUAGUUCGUCUCUUUCACCAUCUUCCUCAUCUUCUACCUCCAUCUUCUCCGUCGACAUUCCGGCAAUGGCUGCUCUCUCAGGCGGCGAGGGAUUUCUUUGCGGUAUUUUAUCAAACACUUCGCACGCGUACUGUUGGGAUUCGAUAAAUCCAGGUACAGAUCUCGUCCCGUUGGUUUUUCGAGCCACUGCUUAUUCGCAUAUUGCCGCGGGAAAAAGCCAUGUUUGUGCAAUUAGGGGAUCUUAUUAUUCUGACGGCGAUUCGGGUCCAGUAGAUUGUUGGGAUAUAUCGAGAGAUUCAAUUAAUAAUAAUAGUCUGAGCUCUAAACAGAGCUCUCUGUUCUAUAAUCAAUCAAUUGCCAGCCUUGUCUUUAAAAGGGUUGUUUCCGGCGAAGGAUUUAGCUGCGCCGAGCUUCGAGAUGGAGGGAUUCUUUGCUGGGGACCAAACUCAACCAAUCUCGACGUUCCAAACGUUUCUGAAAAAUUCGUAGCUCUAGCCGCCGGACAAGAUGCCGUCUGUGGAAUCUCAGAGGUAUCCGGCGGAGUUAAAUGCUGGGGUAGCGCCGAUUCAUUCGUCGGCCUUCCGGAAACCGCCGGCUACGUGACGUUGACCGCCGGCGAGCGGCAUUUCUGCGGCAUCCGAAGGGAUACUCACGAAGUGGACUGUUGGGGUAGCUUGAACUCAUCCUUGAUUCCUAAGAACACAGGAUUUAUGACGAUUGCUUCAUCAGACCGUUCAAUCUGCGGCAUUAGAGAGGACAAUCUUGUUCUUGAUUGUUGGUUUUCACAUUCUCCUGAGGCUCCUCCUCCUGGCUAUGAUCCUCCUUUGGAGCUUUGUAGUCCAGGGCUGUGCGCUCCAGGACCUUGCCGUGAAGGGGAGUUCUCUUUCAAUGCCAGCAUUUUGAAUGAACCAGAUUUGAAAAGCUUGUGUGCAAGGAAGGAUCUAAACAUCUGUAUCCGCUGUGGACUGAAUUGCUCUGAUGGGCACUUCUUGUCUAGCCCUUGUACUUUGAAUUCUGAUAGGAUUUGCACUGCUUGCUCUCUUUGCCAGAACAGCUCUUGUUGGGAUACUUGUGGAGUUCCAUCAUCUCCUGAAACGAAGCAGACGCAUUGGCAUCAAUGGCGUCGUAUACUGCUAAUAGUUGGUGGUUCUGUUGCUGGAUUGGUACUGAUUCUACUCGGUUGGUGUGUUCAUACUCGCAUAAUCGGUUCGAAGAAACACGGGAGCGGGAGCAAGAAACAUCACAAUUCCGAGUUGGAAACUGGUACUGAAACUGAUUCUUGUGCUCCACUGGCUUCUCUUUGUCCUGGGAUUCCUCAGAUUUUUCGGCUUUCGGAGUUGAAAGACGCCACGAACGGGUUCAAGGAGUUUAACGAGGUCGGUAGGGGGAGAUAUGGGUUUGUGUACAAGGCUGUGUUAGCAGAUGGGCAGCAGGUUGCAGUGAAGAGGGCAAAUGCUGCUACCAUUAUUCACACCAACAGUAGGGACUUUGAAAUGGAGUUGGAUAUCCUUUGUAAGAUAAGGCAUUGCAAUAUUGUGAAUCUGUUGGGUUACUGUUGUGAGAUGGGAGAGAGGCUUCUUGUUUAUGAGUACAUGCCCCACGGCACACUCUAUGAUCAUCUCCAUGGCGGUCUUUCUCCUUUAAAUUGGUCGCUGCGGUUCAAAAUAGCGAUGCAGGCGGCGAGGGGACUCGAGUACCUUCACAACGAACUCGUGCCUCCUCUACUCCAUCAAAAUGUCAAAACUUCCAACAUUCUUUUGGAUUCCCAUUGGGGAGCCAGAAUUGCAGAUUUCGGGCUUAUAGCAUCGAACGAUGACAACGACAAUGACAAUGACGAUGCUAGUGCUGAUUUGACGAGGGAUGUUUACGACUUUGGUAUCGUGCUUCUUGAGAUCAUCAGUGGAAGGAAAGGUUAUGACAGAGAUUACACACCUUCAAGCAUAGUUGAAUGGGCAGUGCCUUUGAUCAAGCAGGGUAAGGCUGCUGCCAUAAUAGAUCGAUACGCCACUCUACCCAGAAACGUGGAGCCUCUACUUAAACUUGCUGAUAUAGCUGAACUAGCUGUACGAGGAAAUCCCAGCAAGCGACCAACAAUCUCAGAUAUCGCAUCUUGGUUAGACCAAAUUGUUAAAGAUGGAUUGAUCUUGUAACACUCGUACCUCAACACGGGUUCUCGGCUUCGAAACAUACGUUUUGAUCGAUGCAACAACACAUAUUCCUUUACAGCUUAUGUGACUGCUGCUCUCUGCAACUGUAAAUUAGUUAUUCAGCUUCAGCUUGUACAUGAACACAUCCAACAUUACACUAUUUCUUUCAGUAAAUGAGUUUCCAUUUGCUUCUUC